Molecule: messenger RNA, 4656 nt
Organism: Amoebophrya sp. A120
Lineage: Eukaryota; Dinophyceae; Syndiniales; Amoebophryaceae
Source: the annotation of a GenBank genome assembly
AUUGUGAGCAGCCUCCUGGUUCCCUCAGGGCCUAACACUUGGUGUUCCCUUGCAUCUGUGUCUGUUAUCAUCAUCAAGGCGAUGUCCAACAUGUUGCAUUGCAUUGCAUCCUGCUUCUACACGCCACAUUCUCUCGCAUGCGAUGAACACUUGGAAGAAGAGGUGACUUUAAAUGUCUCGUCUGCUUACGGUGGGACAGAGUCAAAAGCUUGUCAGGAGUACAAAAGUUUCUCUCCGGCCAACAAAUUUUUAGCUGGCUAUGUUUCUCAAAUGAAGAUGCGUGGAACCACACGGUUCAUCUUGUUCACCAACGCCCACAAGGCAACGAAGGGGUACUUAUGAUGAAGGAAGUACAGUGGUAACGACAAAUAUACUAGAAGAGCAACAUUGAUUCGAUCUAAUCAAACUCGACGUCGAAGAAACUUUUCACAAGAUGGCGGACGACUUCGACGAUCCGUAUGGGUAUGCGGAUUUUAAUGACAUCGACGAGUACGAUCCGCAUGCGGUCGAGGAAGAAUCUCCGGAGGAGGCUCUCGCACCAGAUGCGAAGGCCGGCGACGAGCCAAGUGCGGCCGACGGGAAAGCCGCGGGUGACGCAAAGGGUAAAACGGAUGCCGCUGUUGAUGGAAAUAAAGACAAGGCUGCAGGCGGUUCGACAAAGCCCAAGGGAGGAGAAGAUGCUGCGGGAGGCUUUGUGGACACGGGAGAAAAGUUCACGGCGGACGGUCGCAAGGCGCCGCUAUUGGAUCUGGAUUUUUCCGUCCGGGACGAGCGCGACAUCGACACGCUGCGUGAAUACGAGAUGGACAACCUGCACAGCGGUGCGAAGCUGGUGCAGCGCCGGCCGCGGCUGCUCACCGAGAUCACCGCGCGACAGCAGUUGUGGCACGGGCUGGAUCACGGAUCCUUCAUGUUGGAACGCGUCCUGGACCUCGAGCACACGCUGGGCUUUGUGGACGACGUGAACGACAUGGACAGUUGUAAUUUGUUCUGCGGAGGAGCAGGUGGACCAAAUAACGGAGCAGUAGCUGGCGCCAGCAGUAGUUCCUCCAGUAGCAGCAGUAGCACUUCUUCCUCGUCGACCUUCUACGGGGCUGACGUGGGCAACAUUCUGGCACGGCUGACGGAGAACGAAGCCGCCCGGGCGAUAUCAACUGUAAAAAUGUCUGGGUCUGGAAGAAUGCAAGUUUUUGAUGCAGGUUUUCCAUGACCCAUGAGGUCUGGAAUGCGAGACCCAGCAUGACAGAUUUUUUGAGGUCUCUAUCAUGCCUUUCCUGCAUGAGAAACUCCCUCUCAACUUGGUCAAAAGCGGACAGCUUUUAGUACUCACGCAACACAGUUUUUUGCAUCAUUCUGAUUUAGCACGACAAGUUCUAAUCUUCCAGACCCAGACAUUUUUACAUUUGAUAGGCGAAGAAGCAGGCCAACUUGGCAGCGGCGCAGAAAAAGCGCGCGCAGGAUAUAACCCGCUCAGGUGUUACAAUCUCAAACGUUACAAUAGAAUAUGGAAAUCUGUGAUGCAAGAGUGCAUGAUCUAGCCUCUUCCUACAGGAUUGCGCAUGACAAGUUUCGGAGCUCCAAGCCGCACUAUAAUCUGGCGAAAUUUGUAUUGCAGAAAGUGGAGCGCUCUGCGAGUUUGUCAUGCUCCUCAUGCAAGACAUAUUGUAACGUCUGAGAUUGUAACGUUUGAGCAGGUCAUACAGGACCGGCGGCAGCUGGAGCUGCGCAAGCAGAAAGAGCAGAGCGCGGGUGAGCACCUGAACAAGAAGGGCCUCUGGGUGGACCGGUACGCGCCCGCGUCCUACAUGGACCUGGUUUCGGACGAGAACACCAAUCGCAUCGUGCUCGAGUGGAUUUCCGCCAUCGAAAAGCUCAAUUUCGGCAAGGCGCUCACGGCCCCGUCGGGAGAGAAGGUCGUGUGGAAACCCUGGGGCUACCAAAAGGUCACGGUGGAAGAAGCGGGCGUCGACGAGGAAAGUCACGUGCCCCGCGUCCUGCUCCUCGGCGGACCCCCCGGCGUGGGGAAAACCACCUUGGCAAGGGUACUUGUGUCCGUUUGCGUAGGUGUAGUUGUGUGUGACUGUCCAGUAGAGAAGAUUUUUUGCGUAAUAUCUGAAUGAAAGUAGUUGCGUACUUCGUCGUUUGGUUGUUGUUGAUCCAAAGCGUGCGAACAGGUUUCGAGUCCUGCUCAUUAGUUCUUACGUACGCUUUCUGUAAAAAUUCAGGUUUUGGGAAAGCUGCGGGGCUAUCAGGUGAAAGAGUCGAACUGUUCCGAACUGCGCACGGCCGCGGAAAUGGCAGCGCGCGUGAAGGAGGUGUGCAGCCUGGGCGAGAACUUCGACAGCUCCCGAGCCGCGCGACGGCGGGCGCAGCAGCGCCAGCCGGUGUUCGAAAACGGGGUGUUGUUGACGGAGAAGGAGCUGUGGAUGCGGGAAAACAAGGCGCCGCUCCUGAUCUUGGACGAAAUCGACGGCAUCGCCAAGACGAGCGGCGGAGACGGUAGCAACAAGACGAUCUCGGCGCUGCUGAAGAUCAUUGACCAGGACAAGAAGGAGAAAGACUGCACGAAGUGGCGCAUUCGGUCGCCCAUCAUCGCGAUUUGCAAUGACAUGAAAAGUAAGGUGUUGAUCGACCUGAAGAAGUACGCGCAGGUGGUGGAGAUCGAGGGGAGCGCGAACACUAAGCUGCAGAACCGGUUGCGGGAGAUCAUGCGGCUGGAGAAGGUGCAGGUGCAGGAGGGCGCACUCGUCGACCUCAUCCGCGAGUUCCACGCGGACAUACGCGCCUGCCUCAACGCACUGCAACUCCUGUCUGCGAGUCACCCCAUCAUCGAUACCAAGAUCGUGCAGCAGUACCUGAACCGCGGGACGCUCAAGGGGGAAGACGCGCAGAUCGCGGACCUCUACAAGUGCUGUCUGAGACCGCUCAGCCUCCGCGGCAAGAGGAACGUAGCCCUGGAUCCCCGGAACAGGCUGAUGGAACUGGCAAAAGCCUUCGAAUUCCGCCCAGUCGCUUCGGUACUUAUCCAUACCAGCACCUGGGAUGCUUUUCAAUUUAUUUCCUUCGACUCCGCCGCUUGAUUGGUGAUGGAGGGUCAUCGCCGUUGAGCAGCGUAUUUAUUGAGUACUCACCCCCUCAUAACGACGUGGCUGUACUAGUACCGAUGAAUUAGAUAUAGUACUUUUUUCUGUAAGACGAACCCCCCGUGAGUCACUGUGAAGGUCAUGAUGACUAUACAUACUUUGCAGGACUUUCUCCGGCACUUAUUUGGCGUACCGGUCCGGAAGCGUGCGCUACGAACCUCGACUGCCCUGUCCCGCUUUUCCCGAGGCGAAGGCCUGGACCACCUCGGUUUCGUGGAGAACGCGUGGGAACUGAAGAAAUACGCCUUGUCUGUGCCCCUGCUGUACGCGAGCGCGCGGUGUGCCCCGGAGAACAGCGACCGCCGGUUUCGUGCGCGCAAAGCGACGACGGACCGGCAUUUUGACCUGGUCGACAAGCGGCGCGUGUUCGAGGGCCUGAUGGAAACCAUCAAAAGCCCGCCCGCGGAAAUCAAGCACGCGAAAGACCUGAUGAGUGGACCCGCGGCCGCCGCAUUUCAGGAGACGCUGGUGCAAGAUGCUAGUAGUUCUUCUACGGAGAUGAAACCGCGCGGCAGCACUAACGCGGCCGCGCAACAGCGCGCGAGCGCGAUCCAGAACGCCAGCAAGACGAGGGGCAGCAAGAAGACCCAGAUUUGCCCAGAGGACCAGCAGGAGCUGUACGCUCUUUUCGCCAGGCUGAUGCAGGUGCGAAACUACCGGGAGGUGCACAGCACCUCGCUGUCGGUGAAGAGCCGCGAUCUCGCGUUUGUGGCGCUGUGCGUCAAGCCGGAAGAAGGCUUCGCGUGGCACAAGGGCUACAAGGAGCGGAGCACGAUGGAGAGUCGUUUUCUCGAUCCGGCUCACGCGCUGCAGCCCUUGGAAACCGCGGUGCGCCUGAUGUGCGACUUUUUCUGCCAGUGGAGUUUCGACGAGUGGAGCGAGCGGUUGUGCCUGCAGCCCUGCUUGCCCUUGCUAGCUUUCCCGUACAAAAACCCCUUUGAGUUGGAGGAAAUGCACGGGAGCGCGAGCCUGCUGCUCUUCGGGGACGAGAAGCUGCAGGAAGCCCGGCGACGCAAAAACGAGAUCCGCAACGGGAUUUUUCAGAAGGAAGCCGAGCACGAGACCAAGGUGCGACUGCAGUUGGCGCUCGAGGAUCUGAACGCGGAAUUCCGUGCGCAGCAAACCAGGAUCGAAGCGCAGCGUCGGGAAUCGCUCAAGCGGCUUUCCGCGCUGCAAGAGGCGCGGCUCUCCGCGGCCGGCGGCUCGGGGAAGCUGGCCCAAAUGCGAAAAAACAAGAAGCAGGCCAAAGCCGAGAAGCCGACGUGGCUCAUGUUUCAAGAGGUACAGAAACCCGUCGUAAAGGAGAUUGCGGUCAAAAAACCCACGAAGAACCACAAAGCGCCCGUGUGGCUGCAGUACUUCGACGGCCACACUAAGGCGGUUUACCGUCCUCUGAAGAUGUCGCGUUUUCUUAGCUCAUGAAUGUAGCUACGGCAUCAAAGGGCGGUGUGGGUCUAAAAUUUCAUCAGUUCCGUGAUGGAAAUCGCAAAUACACCACCAUGGAAGAAACUGG